AUGGGUAUCCAACGGAAAGUUCGGAAGUUUGCAGUUACCAAGAGAGCAAUCUCCCAACGUGAUAAUCGCCUCAAAGAAAACGACAAGGCUGAUAAGAAAGACAAAACCGGAAAAGACGAUGUAAUCAGGGAAGCACCCCAGGCACCUUCAUCACUCUUCUUCCAAUAUAAUACGGCUCUCGCCCCGCCGUAUUCCGUCCUCGUUGAUACCAACUUCAUCUCCCACACUAUUCAGCAUAAGCUUGAUGUCAUUCCAACAAUGAUGGACUGCCUGUAUGCCAAGUGCAUUCCUGUCAUCACUGAUUGUGUGUUGGCAGAGCUAGAGAAGUUGGGCCAGAAGUAUCGUCUGGCCCUGCGUGUCGCCAAAGAUCCCCGAUUCGAGAGAAUCAAAUGUGAUCACCCAGGCACCUAUGCUGACGAUUGCUUGGUUGAUCGGAUCAUCAAGCAUCGCGUCUAUAUUGUGGCCACCAAUGAUCGUGAUCUUAAGAGGCGAAUUCGGAAAAUUCCCGGUGCACCAAUAAUGAGCGUCGCCCGCGGAAAAUAUGUCAUAGAACGACUGCCAGAUGCCCCCGAGAAGUGA
Molecule: messenger RNA, 579 nt
Organism: Penicillium verhagenii
Lineage: Eukaryota; Fungi; Ascomycota; Eurotiomycetes; Eurotiales; Aspergillaceae
Product: rRNA-processing FCF1 family protein
Exons: 4
Coding region: 1-579 (192 amino acids)
Cellular component (GO): small-subunit processome; nucleolus
Source: RefSeq, a predicted model, not a curated record